AUGGUGGGACUGGAGUUAUUUAUUAUCUUUAUAGGUCAUAUGAACAGUGGGAUCGAGUGCACUCUCAGCAAGUUUGCGGAUGACGCCAAGCUGAAUGGUGCAGUUGAGAUACUAGAUGGAAAGGAUGCCAUCCAGAGGGACAUGGAGAGGCUUGAGAUGUGGACCCAUGACAACCUCAUGAAGUUCAACAUGACCAACUGCAAAGUCUUGUGUCUGGGUUGGGGCACUUUUAAGCACAGACACAGCAUUUUGUUUGCAGACAUUGUGGGAUUUACUAGUUUGGCAUCGCAGUGCACUGCCCAAGAGCUGGUGAAGCUGCUAAAUGAGCUCUUCGGCAAAUUUGAUGAGUUAGCUACCGAAAAUCACUGCAGAAGAAUAAAAAUCCUAGGUGACUGUUACUAUUGUGUAUCAGGCUUAACCCAACCCAAAACGGACCAUGCCCAUUGCUGUGUUGAAAUGGGACUGGAUAUGAUUGACACCAUCACAUCUGUUGCAGAAGCCACAGAGGUUGAUCUCAACAUGAGAGUUGGAUUACAUACAGGAAGGGUGCUUUGUGGGGUCCUAGGUCUCCGAAAAUGGCAAUACGAUGUCUGGUCAAAUGAUGUUACUUUAGCCAAUGUAAUGGAAGCUGGAGGAUUGCCUGGGAAGGUUCAUAUUACAAAGACCACCCUAGAGUGCCUAAAUGGGGACUAUGAAGUAGAACCAGGAUAUGGCCAUGAAAGGAAUAGUUUCUUGAAGAAACAUAAUAUUGAAACAUACUUUAUUGUGCCAUCCCACAGGAGAAAGAAAUAUAUGUCAUUUACAUGGUCUUAUCGAACAACUUUAGUUGCACAGGACUUUCAGAUGUUACUUACUGUAAUGUUUUUCUUUGUUCUUGUUAUGCUACACCUUGGCCCACUGAAUUCUGAAAUUUUGGAAAUUCAUGAGUCCCAUGAAUCCUCACCAAGAUUCUGUGGUAGUGACUAUGGUAAAUAUGGAGAAUAA
This is a messenger RNA of Meleagris gallopavo (turkey), 984 nucleotides long. The record is from RefSeq and is a predicted model, not a curated record. Lineage: Eukaryota; Metazoa; Chordata; Aves; Galliformes; Phasianidae.